CUCCAAUGAAGACAAGAGUUUAUCUUCAAACCAAAACCUUACAAUGUUAAUGCUUUGAGCUGACCUGGAUUCUCCGCAUUUCCUGAUCAGACAGAAUCGCUGCUCAUUUUUCACCAUUUGAGCCAACCUGCAGAUUUCAACUUGAUAUCCAAAAAUAUCUCAUCCCCGCUUCCACUGCAGUAUGACUUGGCCUUACCAUCUGGUCGAUCUCACUGCCGAGCAAAGACAUGAGCGCCGGUUGCUCCUAGAUCGAUACGGAGUAUACGCUCAGCUCUCCGCUUUGAUACCCAUCCUAGCCUAUCAAUUGUACCGGCUAGGAGCAUGGGUAUACUCUGAGAGGCAGAGACCCAGAGUCAAGUACACAGAGGUUCCAAGUUCCCCGGUGGCCAAGAAACGUAGACAUACCACCUCGGCGACUAUCGUGAGAAAGUGGAGAACCACAUUGUGGUGGCUGCAGGGCGAGGUUGCGCCUGGAUGGGGAUUAAGGGGUCACUGGAUUGCGGCAGGGUGUUGGACGACUUGGUUGUUGUUCCUUUGCAUUCAUAAGACUGGGGAUGACUAUCUACAUAUAACCAAACGCUUUGGUCAUAUUGCAGCUUCACAGUUCCCCCUCCACUAUGCGCUGUCCAUGAAAUCGCUCUACUCGCCUCUUGCUUUCGUGUUCCAGUCGUCACAUGAGCAGCUUAACCCCUGGCAUCGACUUUCUGGAAGAAUCAUUUACUUUCUUCUACUCAAUCAUGCUAUCUGGUACAUCAACUUUUUUGUCCAAGCUGGCAUUCUCUACAAGCGUCUCACUGCCUUAGUUGUCAUCAUUGGGAUCGUGGCCUUUUUGAUGAUCACAAUCCUUGCUACGACGAGUCUUGAAACCAUAAGACGUUGGAGCUAUCGAGUGUUCUUUGUGUUCCAUGUCAUAAUCGGCGUCUCGGUCCUGCCACUCCUCUUCUUUCAUGCUUCAGAACUACGCCUCUACACGGUCGAAGCCCUUGCCUUGUUUGUCUUCGAUAUUGUUUGCCGGAAGCUUGAUACUGUGACCGGCUUUGCUACAAUUGCUAAAAUCCCUCACACUAAGCUUCUCAGCUUGAAGGUUCCAGUUCCAGCGUCAAAGCUUCCAAGAUUCAAAGCUGCUCCGGGUCAACAUGUCUAUCUGUCGAUUCCACCAGAAAGUGUCCCACCGAACAAGUCACCUCUAUCUAUCCAUAACCUUCUCUUCAACCCCUUUACGAUCGCCGACGUCUCAUCAACAGAUGUCACCCUCAUCUUACGCUCACUCCACGGCCCUACAACCUUGGCUCUCGAUACACUCUCUGGACUCUCCAAAGCUAGACCUCCAAUCAAUAUCGAAGGCCCCUACGGAACCACACGCAAAUUCCCCAACUUGGUCGAAAAAUACGACAGGAUUCUCCUAGUCGCGGGUGGAGUAGGUGCUACUUUUGUCUUGCCUAUCUACCGCGACCUACGGGACCAGAUAGAAAGUGACUCUAAGAGUCCGGAUCGACUGACAUUCAUCUGGUCUAUGCGUUCAGCUGCCGAAGCUUUCUGGGCCGUUGAAACCACUGGGAAUGGUUCGUUGAAAGAUGAUGAGCAUGUUAAGAUUUACUUAACAAGGAGUAGCGCAGACGAUAGGCGACAUGACGAACCGGCUGAUGGAAGCGUGGAGUUGGAUGAUUUGCAAGCAGUUAAAGAGCCUUUAAAACCUAGUGGCGGGAAAGAAAGGCCGAACCUGAAGAAGAUUGUGGAUGAUGUUUUCAGGGCAGGCAACCAAGAACGGGUUGCUGUUUUGGUUUGCGGGCCGACAGAAAUGGCCAGGGAGCUGAGGAAACAUGUCGGUAGUUGGGUGAUGAAAGGUCGGGAGGUUUGGUGGCACGACGAGAGUUUUGGGUGGUAGGUACUAGUUGUGAGUACAGAACUAAAUGAUACAAUAUUUCUAAACUGGGACUGCAAAGCCUACUAGGUUGGUGGUUUGAACUUUUAACGGCUAUGCCGAUGAUAUCUCGUAAGUCUCGAAAAUAGAAAAGUUCGGAACAGAGGUAUUCCCCAUCUCGAACUGUCGAAGGAGGAGCUUUCCCUUUUCAUCUUCUUCU
Molecule: messenger RNA, 2081 nt
Organism: Amorphotheca resinae ATCC 22711
Lineage: Eukaryota; Fungi; Ascomycota; Leotiomycetes; Helotiales; Amorphothecaceae
Exons: 3
Coding region: 182-1885 (567 amino acids)
Biological process (GO): copper ion import; intracellular iron ion homeostasis; iron ion transport
Cellular component (GO): plasma membrane
Molecular function (GO): ferric-chelate reductase activity
Source: RefSeq, a predicted model, not a curated record